This is a messenger RNA of Paramuricea clavata, 9073 nucleotides long. Lineage: Eukaryota; Metazoa; Cnidaria; Anthozoa; Malacalcyonacea; Plexauridae. The record is from the annotation of a GenBank genome assembly.
AGGAAUUGAGCAAGUCUUAUGAAGAAGAGGCAGAGAGAGCAGCUCAAAAUGCGAAGGAAUUCCAAGAACGAACAACUUUUGCCAUCUCGGAGAAAAUCAACCAAUUGAAAGAAACAAGACGAAAGCAAAGUGUCACCCAAAAAGAAAAGAUGGACGACGAGAUUAGGUAUUGCUUCACAACUAGACGUAAUAAAAUUAAAUUCACGUUCAACGUUCAAGUACUUGAAUCUUUAAUGAGAUUUGUCAACAAUAUUUCGCCCGCAUGUUUCGACAACAGCUGUCUGCUUUAUUAAUUAAAAUGUUUUAUUUUCCUCCGGCAGUACCAGACCACCCAAGGGCUGGCUAUUAAAUCUAAAAGAUCGGGGGGGGGAUAGACCUUACUGCCAGAUUUUUUGCUUAAAAAGAGGGUGGGAAAGGGUAUUUUCGUGAGCCGUGAAUGGUCAAUAUUUGUUCGCGUGAAAUGUGAAAUGCUUAAUUUUAGUGUCGUGAAAUGUGAUUUGUUCCACAGCCGCGAGGCGUGAUUGUCUAUAAAAAUGUUCCGUGAAAUGAGAAUUAAGGAUGUCUGUUUCGUGAACUGUGAUUUUGCUUUGUUCAUUUCGAUCUAUUUUAUAAUACCGGUAGUCAUAAUAAACAUGAUACACAAGAGUAAAAACUUCGGAGGCCUUUCGGAGGUCGUCGUACAUGUUCGUCGCUGGCAAACUUGUACGUUAUGAUGUAGUUUUUAACUGACAGGUAGAGAAGUGAGAGAACUUAUAGCGUAGACACUGUACCAUGCAUUAAACAUACUCUUAAUAAACCUAUUAUUAUUAUAUUAUUUUAUUAGAAUCUAGUUUUCCGUGAAAUUGCUUUUUUAAGACACGUGAAUCGUGAAACGGCUUUUUUUCGUUGUGAAACGUGAUCUAUACCCCCCCCCCCCCUUUCCCACCCUCUAAAAAGUGGAUGAAGUAUCUCACUGAUUACUUUCUAGUGUUAACGAUUAAGUCGAGACAUAAUUCGCUCAGGGAUGAAUUUAAACCGUAAAAUAUGUGCAAUAAAGUUUGCAAAACUGCAUGGAUAGAAAUACAUUUUCACUUUAUUCGAACUAGCAGCACAGGGUAAACUUGCUUUGGCCCGUCCAGGGAUUUUUUCGGGGGGGAGGGGCUUGACCAGAAAUUCUGGCUACGUCACUGCGCCUACAUUAUUUUGUAACUUGAAACUUUGUUCAAAAAUGUUGCAAGAUAUUAUAUGAACAGCUUGCUUGAUUGCGUCGAACUGAGAGCUCGUUUUGAAUUUGAGUAUUAAAAUAUGGUUGUUGUUAAAACCGCCUUGUUUAUUGCGUGCUUCGUCGUUUUGUACGGGGAAUCUCAAGCUUUUUGCAGCGGAAACAGCGAUUGCUCUGGAUCACAAGUGUGUUGUAAUUACGGGGAAUGUCGCGAUAGCUGUGUUGGAUACGAUUGCGUAUAUCACUCAGACUGCGGCGGUCUUAAUGAACACUGUUGUGAUUAUACAUGUCAAGACGGGGACUGUGGUUUAGCUGUUUGGAUUAUCGUCCUAAUUGUACUGAGUGUUCUUGGUAUAACUACUACAAUUGUUGUUGUUUUGUUGUGCUAUUGCUGUUCCUAUCGCCGUAGAUCGCCCGGUUUGAUAGUGUCGUCACCAGGAACAGUACCAGUUACAACAGCUGUUGUUAGUGGUUCAAUUGUUAAUUAUGGCGCAGUUUACCCUGUUGUUCAACCACAAGCAUAUGGUAGUCAACCACCACCAUACUAGCCGAACAAUAUGGACACAACAGUUAUGAAACUGUCAAUGGACAACAUUUUAAAUAAUAAUAAUAAUUUAAGUUGCCACCAUUACAACAUUUUGAAAAGAAAAAAGAAAUUAUUUACAAUAAUUAGUGAUAAUAGUGGCGAGGAAGCUUAAAAAUUAAAAAGAAACCUUAAGACUUAUGUAAAUUUAAGCAUCCUCAUUUAUCGAGGGUAUAUAUAAAUAUCAAAUAACAUUUCAAGAUUUGAUAAAUUAUGGAUAAUAGGAGUGUAGGUAUUAAUGGAUAAUAAAUAAAUAUAAAUUCACACCAUAGAUACACACUUGAUUCUAUUAGCGCACAGUAACAAAGAAUAUUCGUUCAUUUCGUUAUAAAUAUAUAUAAGAAAUCAAAAAAAUCAUUUUAAUGUAUAAGGUAAUUAUUUAUUUUAUAAUAAAUAAUUUUUUAAUUUUCUUUUAAAAGAAACAAAAUAAGUAAUAUUAAUAAUAUCAAUAUAGGUAGUGAGUUAAAAAACUUUGGACCCUGAAAUCUUACAGAAAAUUGUCGGAUAUUUGUACGACACAAUGGAGUUCUAAUGGCCAUCGCACUCCUUGUAUUAUAUGAGUGGACUUGAUAAUUUGAUAGAAACAUGUCAUUAAAUUUAUUUGGUAAAAUACUACUGCGAUAAGAAUACAUAAAUUUACCCAGUUGAAAUAGAAAAAUAUCGUUAACUUUAAGGAUAGAACAGUUCUUAAAUAAAGGUUCUGUAUGUGCAUCAAAUUUAUAUUUAUAUUUAGAAUUCUAAUUGCUCGCUUUUGCAGUAUAUUGAUACGAUGAAGAUUAUUUGGAUACGUUGAAGCCCAAACAAUAUUACAAUAUUGGAUAUACGGGUAAACAAUUGAAUAGUACAAAGUGAGUAAGGAUUUCUUAAGUAGAUAAAAACUGGCUCUUAACAUUAUUCCUAUGGAUUUAGACAAUUUACGUGCUACAUACGAAAUGUGUGAUUUCCAAGAUAAUUCCUCAUCCAACUACCCCUAAAAAGACAGUUUCUUUCACUUGCUCAAUAUAUUCAUUAUUAAUGAUUGUUUGAAAAGUAUAAUUAUAUUUCUUUUGUCUUGGUUUAAAUACAAUAAAUUUUGUUUUUUCUAAGUUUAAUGAAAGCUUAUUUGAUUUAAACCAGUCUGACAAUUUUCUAAUUUCAAUAUUCAAAAUAUUAGUUAAUUGUAUUGGAUCUUUAUUCGAAAUAAAUAAGUUUGUAUCAUCCGCAAAUAAGAUAAGCUCCAAUAUACUUGACACAUGGAUUAUAUCAUUCAUAUAAAUUAAAAAAGAGCAGCGGACCAAGGAUAGAACCUUGUGGGACCCCACAUUGUAUUUUAUUAGGACAGGAACAGUAAUCAUUAAAUUGAACUGAACGAAUUGUGUUCUAUUUGAGAAAUAACUCUUCAUCCAGUCCAAAGCUAAUCCACGAAUUCCGUAAUGGUCAAGUUUAUCAAAAAGAAUAUUGUGGUCUAAAGUGUCAAAGGCUUUAGAUAAGUCUAAAAAUACACCAACUGCAAACUCUUUUUGAUCAAUUGCUAGUGAUAUUUUAUCAUAAAGAUCCACCAGGGCUAAAGAAGUGGAAUGGUUUUUUCUAAAACCAUAUUGGUUUUCAGGCAAGAUACUAUUUUUAUUCAGGUAAUUUAACAUCCCGUUAUAUAUAACUCUUUCCGGAAAUUUCGAGAAACUAGGAAGAAUAGAAAUUGGUCUAUAAUUUGUAAAUAGUGUUCUAUCACCUGAUUUAAACAGGGGAAUAACACGAGCAAUCUUCAUUUCAUUUGGCACAAUAUCAUGAGUAAUAGAUAAGUUGAUAAUAUGAGUUAGAGGUUUAGCAAUUAUGUUUAUAGUUUGCUUUAUUAUUAACAUGGGAACUUUGUCAUGUCCAUAUGUUUUGUUUGAUUGAAAACGUUUAGAAGUCUCAAUGAUUUCAUUUUCUGUUGCCGGGUUAAAAAAUAUGGAAUUAGGGUAUUGGCCUACAAGAGAAUUUAGAUGAGAGUUAGGAGUAGAUUGUAUUCUUUUAGCAAGAUUUGGACCUAUAUUUGAGAAAUAGUUACAAAAUCUAUUAACAAUUUCUAUAGGAUCCGAAAUUUCAAAAUUAUCUACUUUAAAUGAUGAUGGGAAUUUCAAUUUUGACCGCUUCUUAUUUAUGACUUCAUUAAGUGUCUUCCAUGUUUGUCUACUCGGUAGAGAACAGCUAUUUUAAGCAUUUAUAAUUGUAUGUAGCAAGGACAACCUUAAUAUUAAUGCAUAUCGUAGAUCUUGUUAUUAAAAACAUAUUUUAGGUCGAGUGAAAAUAAUAAAUAUUGCGUGAGUUCAUAUAAUUGGACCUGUCACAUUAUGUAUCAAAAUAUGGCAACUAUACACGCGAUGCAACAGUUAAAACUAUGACGUCACAGUCUCCUAAACACUUGACCUUUCCAAUAUGGCGCAUUUUAAUGGCGGCUGUGAAAAUUCGAACUUUAUCUUCGUAUAAGUGUGUCAGGAUUUGAGAUAUUGCAGUAAAAUUUUGCGAGAAAACUUCUUUAUACACCUACUCUAUACAAUAACAGAAAAAACACAGUAUCACUUUAAGAAAGUAUAAUCUGUAAUGUCCUUCAAAAGAUCCAAAACAAAAAAACAACGCAAAUACCGUGUUUGUUAAAAGAUGAGUAAUAAUGAUUCCGUAUCACUAUUUUUAGGCGAAUGGAAAGAGAGCUCGAAAAAGAGCGGGAGCGCGAAGCUCUACGUUUGGCAGAAAGAGAAACAGAACGUGAAUGCAGGAAACGAAAACAAAGCGAGGAAAGAGAAGCCAAGAGAAAAUUGGAGAUCGCACAGCGAGGACAGGCUGAACCGGAAAAAGAGGUGAGCCCGUCAUAUCUUGGGGUAGAUUCGGUGCACUCCCUACAAUAUCCAGCAUUGAAAUAAAAAUCAACAUCCGGCCACCACUGCCAUUAUUAUAUUUCUAGUUUGUAUGAACUAUUUGACAGAAGGGAAUCUAUUGCUUACUCACUCCUAAAUAUUCGAUGGGACAAAAUUUGGCUGAAGUUGAUAUAAAUUAUAUAAGUGUUACGGGAACCACUGAGUAUUUUGAUAAAAUACAAAACAAUAGAUACUCCGAAAAUUGAAAGCAAUUUGAAAAAUUUACUUCGACGUUUCGACUAAACUAUAGUCAUCAUCAGGAAAUGAAUGAUGAUGAUAUUACAUAUGUACAAGUAUAUAUAGUGAAGUAACAAGAUACGAUUAGUUAUCGAUCAUUCAUUUCCUGAUGAUGACUAUAGUUUAGUCGAAACGUCGAAAUAAAUUUUUCAAAAUGCUUUCAAUUUUCGGAGUAUCUAUUGUUUUGUAUUUUAUAUAAGUGUGUUGUGCAUAUUAUAAUAAAUUUAUGUUUUUGUUUGUUUCCAGCGUCUUCUGAAGGAACACGAAGCAAACAUGGCGAAAUUCCAAAAACAUUUACAAAGCGAACAAGAACGUAUGAAAGCUGCUCUGAAAGAGAAACUGGAAGCGAGGAGAAGAAAACGAAAAGAGUCUGGUAUCGACAACGCUAAAAUAGCCUCACCAAAAGGCGAAGGUCGCAUGGAUGGUGUUCAACUUGCGCGUCACGAAUCUACGGCAGUAUCAAGCACUCCAAGCUCUCAAACUGGAAAAACUGCUUCUACAUUGGGGCAUACAACAAGUGCAAGUGGGUCUCCUGUUGUAACAAUUGGUCUUCCCGAAAACAUGUCGGAAAACGAUUGGUUAUCCCUGCUUAUAUCUUCUCCUGUAUUUGAACGAGUCAACGAAAUUGAAGAACUUUUGAAUCAAGGCAUUAUUGUGGGAGGAAAUGCAGUGGUGGGAGCAAGUCGAGGAAGGCCGUAUAUAGAUCUGAAGGAUGCACAAUGGCUCUGUUCCGGGGACUUAAUGCCGGUUGAUAUAAAUGAGCUAUCGCCGGCAAAUUUUGUGGUAUAUCGUUUUGGGGUGUUCGUGACACAGCUUUUAGAAAAUCGAAUGAAUGUACCUUCGGUGACAUUACUACUUGCUUCCAACCUACCUCCAAAUAACUACGAUAACAAUGCAUUCCGACAUUCAUUUUUCUACGAGCACAGUCGACAGAUUCUCUUUGUUCGUGAAGAACGGCUCCAUUCUGUUGGUGAUUUUGUUGUCGUCAUUAUGCAUUGUUUAGCGCACAUACUUGUGGACGAUCUGUCUGAUGAUCAGAAUCCGUUGUUUUUGCGAGCUUUCUACAAGGUAAGUGCAUUUCUGUGUGUAUAGCAAACUACAUUCAUGGGCAGCAUGGCGAUAUACUACUAGCGAUAAUCAUGUUCUAACACAGUAUCAAACGUUAAUAGCAAGUCGUGCGAGACACAUAAACACACGUUUGUCUCGCGUGAUAAACCUGACGCAUGCGAACAUGUAUCAUGUCGAAUCGAAAUUUUGUGAAAAUAUAAAAUUGUAGGAGGUUAUUACAGACUUACAGACUGUCGUACGUUGUUAUAAGAUGUUAAACCCUGAACGCCAUUCCCACCAUGACGCAAUAUUCCAGCUGGUUUUCAAGAUUCUAAAGUCAGAUAACUCCAUAACUAUAUAUAAAUCAUGACUACAUAAAAAUUACUCACCGAUAUGAUACUGAUUAAAACUAUAACAAGCCAUCUUACUUUUACUAGACUACUUAGUUCGCACGUUAUCUUGCUCAUGCUAAAUAUAUUUUCUCCCAGGCAAUGCGAAUAUGCUGUCAAGAUCUCUUCUUUGCUCGUGCUCGUUCCACUGAUGCGGCACACACUCUUGUUAAUGGCGCGACAACGAAUGGCAAAUCUCCUCUCGAAAAGGCAUUCCAACAUGUCACCUCAAUGCCUCAACGUACCAAUGUUGUCAGUGAACUGGUUAAUAUAAAAGUGACCAGUAUCAACGAUCUCGAUUAUUCACCAAAGGUACUUUAUAUUGAAUUGACUAAAUUCAUUCCAAUAUACCCUUUCGAUAGUUACGUCAUUUGGCCUGGGAGCCUCGCUCUGAUGAAUCGUGAGCCAAUCACCUUGCGUAAUUUAAUGAGAGCGAAGCUCCAAGAUCAAAAAGUAUGUGUGACGUAAUUAUGGAAAGGGUGUAGUGGGUGUAUUGCAGUACGAGCAAUUGACUGCAUGAUAGCCCUUGCCUGUCUCAUCAUAAAGGGUUUUUCAUUUUACAUAACCAGCACAUGGCAGUAUCCUAGUGUAUAUACAUGAACUUGUGGUUAGAGCUCGACAACUGGCCUUUGUAGAGGGCCGCAGGUUCGAUUCCCGCCAGGGACCUAAAGUUGUAUUUUUCGCAGCUGUUCCUGGUUAGGUCUAAUAAAUGUAUAUAAAUUUCCACUCGAUAAUUUCCAUCUACAAUACCCUUCAACUAUUUUCAUUUGCAUGUCCACGUUGACGGAAUUUCCUCAUUAAUUCAUCGUGCGCUUUCGUUUAGGCUAUAAAUAGACGUGUAAUUGACCAAAACUCGUACAUGGAUAAAGCGAAACUACGAGGUUACCUGGCAACGCUGCAUAGUCCAACGAAAUCUACAAAAGAAUUUGCAGCUACCCGCUUACAGCAGUUACGAGGCACGAAAAAAGACACGUCUACCACAACUUUACAAAGGUAAGUCUAAUUUCACCAUCAAUUCUAAUUGGCUGUGCUAAAACAAUAAAAAUUUUCGUAUCACACACUGGAACUUCUCCAGGACACCCAAACACAAAGUUGGUUUAUGGUUUCCCGAAAUGUUAUAUAGUAAUUUGCGUUGAAAAGUCGUAUAAUGUGCACGCAAUCCUAUUGUCGCUAAAAUCGAAUGAACAACAUUACUGCCACCUAAAAUGCAUAGGCAAAAUUAUCGAAAAAGUUGGAAGCUAUAAGGAAAGUUAUUUGGGAAAUCGAAGCACAGAAAAAAGACUAUUUAAAGAGGGAAAAGGCUUACUGCUAUAAACAUAAAAUCACAUUGUAGAAUGUAGACAAGAAAACACUUGAGAGCAAGUAAAAGCAGAUUUAUUAUUUUUAAAAUACGGUUUAAAUUUUCCUUACCAUAAAGUCUUCAGAUUGUAUUUUACUAUUUUGUAGACUUUGUGGCUCAUCGGGGAAAGAAUUUUCAACAAAAUCCCUUCAAAAUCUUUGCAACAUAAUAGUUCCCCACCAUUUUUUUCUCAACCGUGAUCCGUUACAUUACGGUCCCUGGUUGAGUAGCCACUGAUUGCAUAUGAUGAUAUACAUAUAAAUGUACAAUUUUUAAUUUGAAGUUUCAGUCGAGUUAACACUGUUUGUCGUUGUUAGGGCCAAUCAAAGAGCAAGAAGUCACUUCAAAACUCCAAAAGACCUCAUUCUGGCCCAACUCAACGAACUUCAACGACAUCUUGACGUGAAGAACGCCGAGCUUGUUCAAGUGGUUAACAGAGAAUCACAAUUGUUGAUGUCGGUCUCCGAAGAACAACAAUCAAACAAAGAUUUGGUAAAGAAUCAACUUGAUGGAUUUACCAUGAAGAAAGAAUUGUUGGCAAAGAAAAUUGCUUUUAUCGAAGAUGAAAUUACCAAGAAGAAAAAAGAAGCUGGUCUUCUGUAAAGAUAUUUUGAACUGUUUAAUAAUUUUUUUAUAAUCUUAAUAUGUUAUAUAGGUAAUAAUUAUUUAUUAAGUAACACUUUUGUACUAUUUUAUUUGAACAUCUUCGUACCAUUGUUUAAGUAGACUGUAAUUGCCACAAUAGCACAAUGUAUAUUUAUUCCUAAAUAACUACAGUAAACUUUUUCAUUACGCUAACCCCUACUACAAGAAGAACUGAUUUCCACUAGGGGGCGUAGAAUUUUAAAAUUUAAAAUAUGAAAGUGGCGUAAAUUACAGUAAUUGCAUGAUUAGCCUUUCUCACGAAGGCCAAAUUCGCCAUUUUGGGGCACUUUUUUGAAAACGACGUAAAAAAUCUAAGGGAUGUGAAAUAUAAUGAUUAUACUCACAAUUAUAGUUAUACUGUACAAAUCCCCUAUUCACUGCGUACAAUCUCAGAUUUGGAAAAGGCCAGUACCCCAAGAAUAUGGCGGCGUGAGAAAGGCUAAUUACAUUACGACUACACUAAAGACUAUGUAUAAUUAAAGUAUUAAUUAAUAGAUAAAUAAUCAGGAUUAUUCCAUUCAUUGACUUAAACCGACAAGGUGUCGCAAUAGUUGUAUAUUAAUUUAAAGGCAAUGAGAGAUUUCUUAUUGUUUAAUUUGUCUGAGAGGCGACAGUUUUCUCUUCCUAUAGUUUUUAGAUGCGAAGUCAAAGAGUUCUUAAGGUUAUAAUAUAGAAUAUCAUGCUAUUUUUGUUAAUACCAUAGUAUUAGCCAAUACUAGAUUCAUGAAUAUCAGUGAUACCACUACAACCACAAUGCAAAGC